AUCCCUGAUGAUAGUUGCUGGUUUGUGCGUAAUCAGUUUUGUAAUUUCAAGGAUCAAUUCAUAACUUCUGGCAUUGCACCCUUAACUAUAUUAAAUGGAAUUGCCGAUGUCUGACCUGGGCCCUGUCAUACCUACUCUUGAAACUAUGUAUGGAGUUUGCUUAAUCUCUCCCUCAUUUAAUUAAUUCCACUUUCCUAUAUUAACGUAACAUUCAAUAAACAUUCCAUAACGUGCCGGUGGCUCGUUUUUAGUUUACAUAUUUCAUGUUCUCACAUUUUUAAACGGAUAGUCUUUAUCCUCUCUAUCAAUUCCGCCGAGUAUCUUAGUAUAUCGUAAUCGUGUCAUCACUAGUGUGUGUGGGGGAGGUGGGAAGAAAGGUAUGUGCGUUUACAAGUGUCUUAGGUUUGUGUUACUUGAUUAUGCCUGUGCUUUUCCAGGGGUUAAUAUACGUUAAUUUAAUGUUAACAAGUGAGAACCAACAUCGAAAUUAGAUUAGGAAGAAGUUAGCAUAGUGGGACAUGCUGUAAAACUAGAACCAAUAUCAGGCCAAACCAGUCAUGUGACUUAUCUCUCGGUUCACAUCACUGGAACAAAUUUAAAUUGUAUGGUGCUGAAAGUGUAUGGUCUGUAGUCGGUAUAAGGUGGAUGGGAAAUAUGGGGGGUUUGCAGAGAUGCGUAUGGUGGCACUUGUGUGAGAGGGAGGGGUGAUGGAUGAGAGAUAUGGGGGUGUGCAGGGACGCGUAUAGUGGCACUCUUGUAGGAGGGGAAGGGAGGCUAGGUAUUGAGAAGCACGUGAUGGUAGGAGGGAGGUGAGCGAGGGUACUGAGGUAACUGGCGACUAGGUGAGACACAAGCAGACAGGUCGCCACCACUACCACCCACACUAAUCACACUUCGCUCCUCAACACCUCCACUUGUCGCAGAUCUUAUAAUCGACGCGAACUUAGCUCUCCCACUACAGUACGUUGUAUCCGUCUGAGGUAACCAACUUGGCAGUACAUACUGUAAAUAUGGACGGUACUCUGGUAGUGUUUGCGAAUGUUUUCUAAACACGAAAAUAAACCGCAGGAAGGAACGAGUUGAAGUACUGACUCGUGUGUGGUGUUGUAAAUUUCGCAGCGGAGUAAAAUUGUUAGUUGUGGUGUGUGUGUGUGUGAGUGGGCGUGGUUACCCUGACUGCGUGAGAACACAUCAGGAGGUUGUUAUUUGCGCGGUGCUCCGGUCUGCCCCAUCCUGCCAAGCUGGACGCCCUACUCCUGAAGGGAGCCAGGCUCCCCAUCAUCACUCGCAAGAAAUCUAGCACAUCCAACGGUAUCAUCGACUUGCAAGGUCUAUCCUCGAGGCGCUCCCCCGUGGUGAUGGCUCCCAAGGUUCCAGAAGAGCCAGGCGAGGAUGCCACCAUCUCAGGGUGUGAUGGUGAGGAUGAUGAGUCACCAGUCCUGCCGGAGACUGUGGCACUUCUCACCCCUGUCAGCCCCAACAUCACUCCUCCUUCAGACUCUACAUGGCCGCCUCCUUCACCGCGUGUUCCUAUAGCUCGCCCCUCUGCACAUGGCAGCUCCUCGACACCAGACACAGCUGAAGCUGAACCCUCCGGCGCCAGUAGUUUCUUCUCAAGCAAAAAAAUAAUCAGAUGGGUAGGUGUCCAUGGAGGACAGGCAAGUGAGGAGGUUCCUGGAAGCAGCAAUGCCCCAGCAACACCCACCACCCCACACAUUGUAGUCUCCACCAGCAAGGAUGAUACAGCCAACACCAAGAACAACACAGACAAGUCACAGUUUGAUACACCCAGCCAGCAGCUUAAUGCAUCUAGCAGCAAUGGGCAAGUCCUCAAUAACCCGUCUACCCCAGCUCCACCACCCACACCUGCAAACAACGCAGAAGAAAAGAAACUGCGACUUGAAAGAUUAUCAUUGAAUACCACCAUGCUGGAGUUCCAUGAGGGUCGUCGCCAGUCACUUGAUUUCAAUAUGUACAGAAAGACCCGUCGAAAUUCUAUGAAUGAGAUGUUUAGACGUAUAGGAGGCAGUCAAACUAACCUCCAAGGUAACAGCCUCCCAUCAGCUAACAACAUUCGUCAUUUUAGUUCACGGAACAGCUUGGUGCCAUCGGUCGUGGACUGGAAGCAGGAAGGAAAUGAUUCUCUUAUUGCAUGCUUGAGUGCCCUGUAUGGUAAGCUGCUGGUGGUAAUGGGUAUGGCCUUUCCAAUAGCUGAGGUCAUCUCGCACGAUAUUCCCAUUUCUUUCUAUAAUGGAUUCUACCUUUACCUGUACAUUGGAUCAAUAAUCUUCUUAGUAUAUGCUUAUGUAUUCCUCUUGCGAUCACUAAACCUACCUACCGAGCACCUCAAGUCAAAGUUUCAGUCUCUAAGGAGCUACAUGGCUAUACCUGACCUAAAUGUGGUCUUCCCUCGUCGGAACACAUCGCAACUUGAGGGUACAGGAGAUCUAACAAGAGGGCAGGUGAGAGAGAGAGCUAGAGAGCAAUCGUGCGAGAGGGAGUGGGUGAGCGAGCAAGAGACCAAGCGAAUGAGAGAGAUAAAGAUACAAGGACGUAUGUCACGCAGAGAUUCUCGUGUGUCUGGCUGCUCAGAUGUAGACAAGGAAUCAGACCGUGCAUCUGUCAACACAAUGAGCUUUAAACCUCCAAAGUUUGCCAUUACUGGAUCUAACAAUCAUGGUUCAAUGUACCUCAAAAUGGGUGCAGUAGUGUUUGGGAUUGGCAGUAUGAUCUACAGUGGUCUUGAAGUUGGGCAGUACUUUGAGCUGAAGGCAGAUGAUGACUGUGCAAAUGUUCUCCUUGUUGUAUCCCCAGCUGCACGUAUGCUCUUCACUUUCAUCCAGAUGUACUUCAUCUUCCUUAACUCGAGGGUUGCUAUUAGCCGCCAUCGCAUUAUUGCAAGAUUUGGCUUAAUGCACAUGAUUGGAACUAAUCUCUGUAUAUGGCUGAAUGUCCUCGUUCAAGAAACAAAGCACGAAAUUAUAAACUUGACACUUGGCCAUGGGCAUCAUGGUGGAGGAAAUCUCUGGCUACAGGUCAUAGGGGCAAGUCACCCCAAGACACCAGCUCACCAUGAAGAUAAUCAUGGAGAUUUAAAGGCUGUCUUGGGCCACCAUGCGGAUGAACCUCAUGACAUCAUGGAUGACAACACAUUACAUCAUGUGAUAAAUGAUUCUCAUCAUAUACCACAUGUUCCUGAUUUAAAUGCUGUUCAUUUGGCAUCAGGAUCAGGUGAUAAUCAUAAAAUUGUUAGGAGAAGCUCUAAUGAUGGAGCAUUUAGUAUCUAUGAAUGUCGUCGCUCUCAACUCAUGGGUCAGCUUGUCGAUAAUGCAUCUCCCUUCCUCUUCCCUUGUACUAUUGAGUACUCUCUACUUUGUGCUGGUGUCCUCUAUGUGAUCUGGAAGAACAUCAACAAACCUGAAGUGGCUUAUGAUGGGGAUUCGGACAUUUCCACUUAUGUAGCUCGUAAAGCCCGCCAUCAUUACUCGGUGGAUUGUGCUCAUGCUAAUCGUGGUCUUUUUAUGGGCAUCCUUGUCCUUGUGCUUACCAUCAUCUCCCUGAUUCUAUUUUUUGUGCUUAUCAACAAUGAAGAUUACAAGUCUCUAGCAAUAUUGGAGGCUAGUAUCAUCGAACUUUCUGUAUAUGGUGUUGCAACUGUAACCGUGGUUAUAGGGAUGAUACAGAUGCGAGAAUUAGAAUUUGUACCAGAUGGAGAGAUAGAGCUGGACAACAUCCUUCUACUAAUUGCUCAGACUGGUGUUUACAUCUAUACUUCCUUCACUGUCAUUGGAGGACACUUCACUUUAAGAGAUCACAUGGUUCUACCACUUCUGUCUGCUAUUAUCACUCUUAUUCAGACAACUCUGCAGACCAUUUUCAUUUUGGAUGCAACCAGACGGUGUUGUUACAAUCAUGAGCAGCUUGAACGCAAACCAGGCAGAGAAAUGGUAACUUUUCUGCUAGUGUGCAAUUUGGCGAUGUGGGCCAUAAAUACAUUUGAAACUUCACGUGCUGAUGCACAUCCUACCCAACUCAACUUUUAUGGUAUCUGGGCAUGGACUAUCAUCUCUCAUGUAUCUAUGCCUCUUGCCAUAUUUUACAGAUUUCAUGUAACUGUUUGCCUUUGUGAAAUUUGGAAGAGAUCAUAUAAAUUAAAAAGUGAUUUCUAAAAAAUUAAAUAUAAUUGUAAAUAGUUAUAAUUAAAGAAUACUGGAAACAUACAUAAUAAAUACAUUACUUUUAUUCUUUGUAUUCAAAGAAAACAAAAGUACAAAGAAAUUAAUGAGAUAGUACAUAUACAGUAUAUUGGUGUAAUAUAUGUCAAACAGCCACUUACAUUGGUUGUGCACUGUUGAAUGAUAAAAAAAUCUGUAAUAUUCAGAUUAUUAGUGUGUAUUUUGUGCCAAAGACAGUAAAUCCAGAUUUCAGUCACUUACACAAGUGUUCACUCACAUGACCAGGGAACUA
This is a messenger RNA of Cherax quadricarinatus, 4467 nucleotides long. The record is from RefSeq and is a predicted model, not a curated record. NCBI's taxonomy places the organism in Eukaryota, Metazoa, Arthropoda, Malacostraca, Decapoda, Parastacidae.